AUGACUCAGAACUGCAGGGCACUGAAGCAACACUUGGAAGACCUAGUGGCAGCUGGACACCUAAGGGAUUACAUUGAUCAGGAUAAGGAAAUGACCGGACUAGGGAACCCACCACCAGAAGCAAACAUUGAGCAUCCACCUCGGCUGAUAAUAAAUGUGAUCCACGGGACAACGAUUCAGGAAUCUGAGGAGGCACUGAAGGAAGAGAUUGCUAAGGCUGCACAAAUUCAGCGGGUCAUGUCAGUGGAGCCUGCAUCAAAAAAGGUACGUACAGUACCUAAAUCCCCCUUGUGCACAGUUUCAUUUACUAGCAAAGAUUUAGAAGGCAUACAGCACCCACAUACUGAUGCAUUAAUUAUAACUGUGGGAAUUGGGAAACGAUUUGACGUAAAACGAGUCCUAGUAGAUCAGGGCAGUGCAGCAGACAUACUGUAUUACGAUUUAUUCAGAAAGCUUGGUUUCUCCGAGCAGCACCUCACCCCAGUGGCAGCCCCGUUGAUCGGUUUCAAUUCACAGUCAAAAUGGCCGCUUGGCAGAAUAGUGUUGCCAGUCGUGGCGGGGACAAAAACCCUCCAGAUAGAGUUCUUAGUUAUUAAUACACCAUCCCCUUACAACGCCAUACUUGGCCGUCCAUGGAUUCAUCGAAUGGAAGCAGUCCCUUCAACCUAUCACCAGCUCAUCCGUUUCCCAACGGAAUACGGAGUAGAGCAGAUUUCAGGGGAUCAAGUUGCAUCCAAACAUUGCUUCAUGGCAGCAUUAAAGGCAAAACAGCUCUGCAAUCGGGUACAGACGGUAGAAGUGGCCGAACAGCUAGUCUUGGAAGAUGUAGGGGGAACCCUAAAGGAAAAGAUGGGCCCCGUUUGA
Messenger RNA from Camellia sinensis, 864 nucleotides. The record is from RefSeq and is a predicted model, not a curated record. NCBI's taxonomy places the organism in Eukaryota, Viridiplantae, Streptophyta, Magnoliopsida, Ericales, Theaceae.